Messenger RNA from Phyllostomus discolor (pale spear-nosed bat), 2873 nucleotides. It is a transcript of the gene KCTD3, whose product is annotated as potassium channel tetramerization domain containing 3. NCBI's taxonomy places the organism in Eukaryota, Metazoa, Chordata, Mammalia, Chiroptera, Phyllostomidae. The record is from RefSeq and is a predicted model, not a curated record. Gene Ontology annotation, biological process: protein homooligomerization. Gene Ontology annotation, molecular function: protein binding. Bases 84 to 2534 code for a protein of 816 amino acids. The transcript has 19 exons.
CUCCCGCCCUCCGGCCGCCGCCGCCGCCGCCGGGGGCCCCGGCCGGGCAGGGGGCGCGGCGCGCGCCGGGAGCGCCGCCGGAGAUGGCGGGAGGGCACUGCGGCAGCUUCCCCGCGGCGGCGGCCGGCAGCGGCGAGAUCGUGCAGCUCAACGUGGGGGGGACCAGAUUUAGCACCUCAAAACAGACGCUCAUGUGGAUUCCAGAUUCCUUCUUUUCCAGUUUGCUGAGUGGAAGAAUCUCAACGCUUCGCGAUGAAACUGGUGCUAUAUUUAUUGAUAGAGAUCCUGCAGCAUUUGCACCCAUUUUAAAUUUUCUUCGGACAAAAGAACUAGACUUAAGGGGAGUGAGCAUUAACGUGCUCAGGCACGAAGCCGAGUUUUACGGAAUCACUCCAUUAGUGCGCCGGCUCCUGCUGUGCGAGGAACUGGAGCGCUCGUCGUGCGGCAGCGUGCUCUUCCACGGCUACCUGCCCCCGCCAGGUAUUCCCAGCCGUAAGAUAAACAAUGCCACGAGACCCCCUGCGGACCCCAGGAGCGGACUGAACUCUGCGGAAGGGGAGACGCGGGGAAACGGGGCCCAGCCCGUCCUCUCUGGGUCCGGGGAAGAGACGGUCAGGCUGGGCUUCCCCGUGGACCCUCGCAAGGUGCUAAUAGUGGCCGGCCACCACAACUGGAUCGUCGCCGCCUACGCCCACUUCGCGGUGUGCUACAGGAUCAAGGAGUCCUCGGGGUGGCAGCAGGUGUUCACCAGCCCGUACCUGGACUGGACCGUGGAGCGCGUGGCCCUGAACGCCAAGGUGGUCGGCGGUCCGCACGGGGACAAGGACAAGAUGGUGGCGGUGGCCUCCGAGAGCAGCAUCAUCCUGUGGAGCGUGCAGGACGGCGGGAGCGGCAGUGAGAUCGGAGUGUUCAGCCUUGGCGUCCCCGUGGAUGCGCUCUUCUUCAUCGGGAACCAGCUGGUGGCCACGAGUCACACGGGGAAGGUGGGGGUGUGGAAUGCUGUCACUCAGCACUGGCAGGUCCAAGACGUGGUGCCCAUAACCAGCUACGACACGGCCGGGUCCUUCCUGCUGCUCGGAUGCAACAACGGGUCCAUCUACUACAUCGAUAUGCAGAAGUUCCCCUUGCGCAUGAAGGACAACGACCUCCUCGUGACUGAGCUGUACCACGACCCUUCGAAUGACGCCAUCACCGCGCUGAGCGUCUACCUCACACCCAAAACAAGUGUCAGCGGGAACUGGAUCGAGAUCGCCUACGGUACGAGCUCCGGAGCGGUGCGCGUGAUCGUGCAGCACCCCGAGACGGUGGGGUCGGGCCCCCAGCUCUUCCAGACCUUCACAGUCCACCGCAGCCCCGUCACCAAGAUCAUGCUGUCCGAGAAGCACCUGGUGUCAGUCUGUGCGGACAACAACCACGUCCGCACGUGGACGGUGACGCGCUUCCGGGGCAUGAUCUCCACGCAGCCCGGGUCCACGCCGCUGGCGUCCUUCAAGAUCCUGUCCCUGGAGGAGGCGGAGAGUCACGGGAGCUACUCCUCCGGGAACGACAUCGGGCCUUUCGGAGAGCGGGACGACCAGCAGGUGUUCAUCCAGAAAGUGGUCCCCAUCACCAACAAGCUGUUCGUGAGGCUCUCGUCCACGGGGAAGAGAAUCUGCGAGAUCCAGGCGGUGGACUGCACCACCAUCUCCGCGUUCACCGUGCGGGAGUGUGAGGGCUCCAGCAGGAUGGGCUCGCGGCCCCGGCGCUACCUGUUCACGGGCCACACGAACGGCAGCAUCCAGAUGUGGGACCUGACCACGGCCAUGGACAUGGUCAACAAGACUGAAGACCGGGACGCAGGGGGCCCGACGGAGGAGGAGCUGCUGAAGCUGCUGGACCAGUGCGACCUGAGCGCGUCGCGCUGCGCCACCCCCAGCAUCAGCCCCGCCACCUCCGUGGUGCAGCCCAGCCGCCUGCGGGAGUCCAGCUCCAGCCUGCAGCUCCAGCACCCGGAGACCGUGCGCGACGCAGCCACCUACGGCUCCCUGCGGCCCUACCGCGAGAGCCCCCUGCUGGCCAGGGCCCGGAGGACCGAGAGCUUCCACAGCUACCGGGACUUUCAGACGCUCAACCUGAACAGAGAGGGGGAACCGGCUGUCCCCGAGAACGCUACCUCGGGCCCCGGCCACGCCGAGGUCAAGUGCGCGGCCGGGGAGUGCGCCGUGCCCGAGAGGAAGUCUCCGGGAGCGGAAACAAAAGGCGGGAGGGAAUCCGAGAGCGGGUUGGAAGCGCACAAAGUAGCGGAAGCCUUCCUAGAGUCUAAGAAAAGGUCGUCGGAAGAGGAGAACGACAGCAAAGUGGAGUUGCGGAGGAAGGGGGGGUUUGAAGGCGGGGGCUUCCUGGGGAGGAAGAAGGUGCCCCACCUGGCUUCGUCCCCCAGCACUUCCGACGGGGGCACCGACUCCCCGGGCACCGCGUCGCCCUCGCCCACCAAGACCACGCCAUCCCCGCGCCAUAAGAAGAGUGACUCCUCGGGCCAGGAGUACAGCUUGUGAACACUCACCGAAAUAAGUUUACACGUACGUUUAACUGGUGAUUGGUAGAGCAAGGGUCCAUUUCCAAGGGUCCAUUUCCAGGCACACUGUCUCCGCACUUUCUCCGGGGAGCUGGGAGAGAGGUGCCCUGAGCACCCAGCCUAACAGGGCCGCGCCCACUUGGAGUGCGGGAACCCCCGGAGGGCAUUCCUCGCCGCGAUGGUGCCCGAGGAGGCGGGUCUUGCAGGGUUAUCUUAAGCGAAUCACAUAAUUCUCUUUGGAGCCUAGUCUCUCGACCCUUAUUGUGAUUGGAAAGCGUCCACCUGACGUCUGACGAGGUGCUAUGUGUGUGACGAACUA